This is a messenger RNA of Phytophthora sojae, 966 nucleotides long. RefSeq lists its product as hypothetical. The coding region runs from base 1 to 966 and encodes 321 amino acids. The transcript has 3 exons. Gene Ontology annotation, biological process: transmembrane transport. NCBI's taxonomy places the organism in Eukaryota, Oomycota, Peronosporomycetes, Peronosporales, Peronosporaceae. The record is from RefSeq and is a predicted model, not a curated record.
AUGGCGACCCAGACCGGCGUGAAGGAAGAGGCCCCGCUGCAGAUGAAGGCGGUGAUCGAGCCGCAGUGGACGCGUUUCCUCGCGGGUGGCGCGGCGUCGGCAACCGCCGAGCUGCUAACGCUGCCCAUCGACAUCACGAAGGUGCGGCUGCAGACGCAGCGCUCCGGCCCGACGGCGGGUGGCAAGCCGGCUGUGCACUACAAUGGCAUGCUCCACGCGGCGCAGACAAUGAUCAAGCAGGAGGGGCCCGCGUCGCUCUGGAACGGAGCCACGCCCGCGCUGUUGCGUCAGGUGUCGUACACGAGCAUCUGCAUGGUGCUUUACGAGCCUCUGCGAAACUUCUUCGGAGCCAACGCAGCGCAAGGAGCGAACGGGGAAGUCCCAUUCAUCAACAAGUUCCUGGCUGGAGGCUGCGCCGGCGCCAUUGGUAUCAGCAUUGCCAACCCUGUUGAUGUGAUCAAGGUGCGCAUGCAGGCUGACCGCUCGGGCAAGCUUUACCGUGGAGUGGGCGACGCCUUCACGAUGAUCUACCAGCGAGAAGGACUGCGCGGGUUCCUCCGCGGCAUGCCGCCGAACAUUCAGCGCGGCUUCAUCGUGAACGCUGCCGAGCUGGGCACGUACGACCACAGCAAGGAGCUCCUGAUCUCGUCUGGGCUGCUCAAGGAGGGCGUGCUGGCGCAUACCGGUGCCAGCUGUGUGGCGGGCUUCGCUGGUGCGGCCGCAUCCAACCCCAUCGACGUGGUCAAGACCCGGUUGAUGAGCCAGCCGACGGACGCGAGCGGCAAGGGUCUGCACUACAAGGGCAUGGCGGACUGUGUGCGGAAGACUUUCCAAGAAGGUGGUCUUGGCGCCUUCUACAAGGGCUUUAUUCCCAACUGGAUGCGCAAGGCGCCGUGGUGCGUCGUGUUCUUCGUCACGUACGAGAAGUACCGUGCGGCGCUCACGCCCAGCGACGAGGAGCUAUAG